Messenger RNA from Capsicum annuum, 1548 nucleotides. Its product is annotated as cytochrome P450 81C13-like. Gene Ontology annotation, molecular function: heme binding; iron ion binding; oxidoreductase activity, acting on paired donors, with incorporation or reduction of molecular oxygen. NCBI's taxonomy places the organism in Eukaryota, Viridiplantae, Streptophyta, Magnoliopsida, Solanales, Solanaceae. The record is from RefSeq and is a predicted model, not a curated record.
AUGGAGAUUAAUCUGAACUCUAACUACCACUACUUAGCUAUCAUUCUAUUUUCUGUUAAUAUCUUUUUGAUGAAGCAUUUUUUUUAUCCGAGAAAACGUUUACCACCUAGCCCUUUGUCUCUCCCACUAAUAGGCCAUCUUUACCUUAUCAAAAAUUCACUUCACCAGUCACUAAACUCAUUAUCAACUAAAUAUGGCCCGGUUUUAUACCUCCGGUUUGGCUGCCGAAAUUUGCUUGUUGUGUCUUCUCCAUCUGCCGUGGAAGAAUGCUUCACAAAAAACGACAUUGUAUUUGCAAACCGUCCUCCUACUAUGGCUGGAGAUAAGUUUUCGUUCAACUAUAAGGUCUCGAUUUGGGCUAAUUACGGCUAUCUCUGGAGGGUACUCCGCCGACUAACUGUAAAUGAGAUAGUCUCUUCCAAUAGCUUGCAGAAGUCUUCUGCUCUGCGGAUUGAAGAAAUUGGAAUUGUUAUUCGCGGGUUGUUUAAGGAAAGUAAAGCAAAUGGCAGUAGUGGAGCAAAAGUUUACUUGGGUAGUUGGGCAAAUACUUAUGUAUUCAAUGUUAUGAUGAGAAUUAUUACUGGGGAACGUUGCGUAAAUGAGGAAGACAUUGGAACAGAGAAGGGUAAACAAAUCAUUGAAGAAAUAAGGACAGUUAUCUUCGCGGCCAUGUUGAUUUUGAACGCGUGUGAUUUCUUGCCAAUAUUGAAAUGGUUUGGGUACAAAGGGAUUGAGAAAAGUAUGGACUCAGCUCACAAGAAGAGAAACGAAUUCUUAAACAGCUUACUAGGUGAAUUUCGACAGAAGAAAGGGAAUAUUAGUACUAAUAGAAACCGGGACACACUGGUUGAAACUCUAUUUUCUCUACAAGAAUCAGAACCCGAAUUCUACACGGAUGAUCUCAUUAAAGGAGUUCUACUGAGUUUGUUUUCUGGGGGAACGGAGACCACAUCGAUGACCAUCCAGUGGGCGAUGCGACUUCUUUUAGCUCACCCCGAGGCAUUUCACAAGCUGAGAGGUGAAAUUGAUAGUGAAGUGGGGAACAAGCGCUUGCUUAAUGAAUCUGAUCUCGGGAAGCUUCCUUAUUUGCACUGUGUUAUCAAUGAGACGCUUAGAUUAUACCCUCCAGUACCACUUUUGUUUCCUCACUACUCAUUAGAAGAUUGUACUGUCGGGGGCUAUGAUAUACCAAAACAUACGAUCCUAGCAGUUAACACUUGGGCCAUCCAUAGGGACCCCAAGUCAUGGGACGAGUCUGGAAAGUUUAAGCCGGAGAGAUUUGAGGCAAUGGAAGGGGAAAAAGAAGGGUUCAAUUAUAAAUUUGUACCAUUUUGUAAGGGGAGAAGAGCAUGUCCUGGAGUCGCGAUGGCCAGCUCAGUUUCAUUGGCUUUGGGUUCGUUGAUUCAGUGGUUUGAUUGGGAAAAUAUAGAAAUAGAGGAAAACUUGGAUGCAUGCUAUGAUGAUAAAAUCAGUUUGAAAAAGGAUAAGCCUUUGGAGGCUAUUUGCAUUCCGCGCCAGAAUUGUAUUCAACUCCUUUCACAGCUCUGA